Molecule: messenger RNA, 1199 nt
Organism: Branchiostoma floridae (Florida lancelet)
Lineage: Eukaryota; Metazoa; Chordata; Leptocardii; Amphioxiformes; Branchiostomatidae
Product: glucose-repressible alcohol dehydrogenase transcriptional effector-like
Exons: 4
Coding region: 51-1187 (378 amino acids)
Biological process (GO): nuclear-transcribed mRNA poly(A) tail shortening
Cellular component (GO): CCR4-NOT complex; cytoplasm; nucleus
Molecular function (GO): poly(A)-specific ribonuclease activity
Source: RefSeq, a predicted model, not a curated record
UACAUUCGUUGUAUCAUUGGCACUAAACUCUUUAAACUAUUCAAUUGUGUAUGGAUCUUUUUAACAGAAUCAACAUGGACCAAACAACAGACACUAGCUCUGAAGCAUUCUUCAACAGAAAAGUUCUUCGCCGUCCACUCAACGACAAAGACCCCGUCGAAAACCAGUCCCAAAACUUCUCCAUCGUUUCCUACAACAUCCUAGCCGACUGUCACGUCACGCCUCAAAUGUACCCGUACUGUCCCGAAGAAUGCCUCCCGAUGUCCGCUCGCCAGCGACAGCUAGAAGCGGAAUUACGCUACCUUAACGGCGACAUCGUCUGUCUACAAGAAGUUGGAACAACCUACUACAACGAGAGCCUCUUACCCAUGAUGCAAGAACAAGGCUACGAUGGAUACAGAUUCAAAGAGAAAGUUCUUGGGACUCCGGAAGGAGUCGCAAUGUUUUUUCGGACAUCUAGGUUUAGUGUCGUGGACUUUGCUUCCUUUGACUUCAACUCCAAGUUCAAAGAACUAAUCAAGAGUCAUGUGGCGGAAUCGGAGAGAGUUUACGUUUACAAGUACUUGGAGAAGUCUAGCGUGAUGAUGAUGUGUAAGCUUUGCUGUAAGGAGACGGGUCGUGAGGUCAGUGUGGGGACCUUACAUGUGAUCUGGUGGAUGGGACUGAUACCAAGCGCCCCCCAGCAUGUGGAGGUGGAUGUGCAGUCUCUGCAGAUCUCUGUGGCCAUGAACGAGUUGGUGAAGUUUGCGGGAGGCGUGGACCAACCGCACAUCCUGUGCGGAGACUUCAACUCGAGCCCGUUCAGUCCAGCGUACGGGAUCCUCACCAGGGGAUACCUCGGCGGGGGAGGGUACGAGAUGUUCCGCGCUCUUCGGCCGUUCAAGGUGUCCGACAAUCAGAGUAAGUGUUUGAUUGAACUGUUGCCAUCCAGCGUAUUCUCACAUCCAUCUAAGUCUCUGAAGAGUGCCUAUGCUGAAGUCAAGGGAAAAGAACCAGACUUCACAGACUACGAUGGUGCGUUUGUGGAGUGCCUGGACUACAUCUGGUACAGCUCGGACAGCGUACGCGUGACAGAGGUGUUGGACACGGUACCGGAGUCAGCCAUUGCGCCACUCACCGGCUGUCCCAACAGGGUCUUCCCUUCCGACCAUCUCUCACUCAAAGCUGUGUUUCAGCUCAAAGUGUAACAUUCUAAGGGU